This is a messenger RNA of Emiliania huxleyi CCMP1516, 948 nucleotides long. RefSeq lists its product as hypothetical. The coding region runs from base 1 to 948 and encodes 315 amino acids. The record is from RefSeq and is a predicted model, not a curated record. The transcript has 2 exons. NCBI's taxonomy places the organism in Eukaryota, Haptophyta, Isochrysidales, Noelaerhabdaceae. Gene Ontology annotation, molecular function: nitrate transmembrane transporter activity.
AUGGUCGGCGACUACGGGUACCGCCCGGAAGGCGACGAGUGCGUUGCCAACACCGACGGCCUGCUCGGCACCGCCCUCACCGUCAUGGUCUUCUUCUCCAUCUUUGUCCAGAUGUCCGAGGGGUUGCACUUCGGUAUCGUCCCGUACGUCUCGCGCCCGGCCCUUGGCGUCGUCUCGGGCAUGGUCGGCGCGGGCGGCAACCUGGGCGCCGUGAUUGGCACGCGUGGCAUCAUCGCCCCCGACGUCGACGUCGACGCGGGAUUCAUCAUGCUCGGAGCGGUCAUCAUGGCCACCUCGGUCCUGUUCUUCGGGAUUUACUUCCCUGAGCACGGCGGCAUGCUGUUCAAAAAGGGCGCCCUCGGCUCGUACGACCCGCAGCUGUACAAGCCCGACGACGCAGACCGCGGCUCCGACCAGAUGGACUACUCCGCCGCGGCCCCAGCGCAGAAAACGAACCGCGCGCCGGCAAAGUGCUCCGACGAGCACCACAUCGCGUGGAUGAACGUGUGCGGCGACAGCGGCGCCUGCGUGCCGGAGAAGCACGCCGCAAAGAUGGCGUCCAUCUCGCAGCCGAGGCACGGCUUGAGGGGGCCGUCGCCGCCGCUGUCGCUCUGCGCCUGCCGCCGCCGCAUCUGGCAGACGUGCCGGUUGUGGCGGUCCGAGAGGAAGAAGCGAGCGACCGGCGGGCAGUGCACGAGGAUCUGGAGGAUGCAAUUCAUGAAGCACGUCUGGCCGAGGUUGUUGAGCCCGCGGAGCCCGAGCAGCGACAGCGGCAACUUGAGCUGCACGCCGCCCUCCGGCAGCGGGGGCGGCGUGGGCAUGAGGACGUCAACAUCCACCCGCUCGAGCGCCAUGAGGGCAGGAACUGGCAGGGCAAACCCCAGUGGUGACAGCCUAGAGCGCGAUCUUCACGCCGAGCGCGCAGGGCGCGACACAUCCAACAAGUGA